Aspergillus brunneoviolaceus CBS 621.78 is the source of this 1046-nucleotide messenger RNA. RefSeq names its product F1F0 ATP synthase subunit gamma. The record is from RefSeq and is a predicted model, not a curated record. Lineage: Eukaryota; Fungi; Ascomycota; Eurotiomycetes; Eurotiales; Aspergillaceae. Gene Ontology annotation, biological process: proton motive force-driven ATP synthesis. The coding region runs from base 53 to 814 and encodes 253 amino acids. The transcript has 3 exons. Gene Ontology annotation, molecular function: proton-transporting ATP synthase activity, rotational mechanism.
UUGCUAUAUUGUUGGUCUUAGAUCCGACCGUACGGUUUCUUCCACAUUCAAGAUGUUCUCCCGUGCUGUUCGUCCGGCCGUUCGCGCUGGUAGUAUUGCGGUCUCCCGCACUGCUCCUCCCAACGCCGCCAACUUCGCGACUCUGCGUGAAAUCGAGGGCCGUCUCAAGUCCAUCAAGAACAUCGAGAAGAUCACCAACACCAUGAAGGUCAUCGCCUCUACCCGUCUUACCCGCGCCCAGAAGGCCAUGGAGGAGUCCCGCAGCUACGGUCAGACCUCCAACACCGUUUUCGAGCAGGCUGAGACCAAGCCCCUCGAGGACAAGAAGACUCUGUUCGUCAUCGCCAGCUCCGACAAGGGUCUCUGCGGUGGUAUCCACUCCGGUCUCAGCAAGGCCACUCGCCGUAUGCUCCAGCAGACUCCCAACGCCGACAUUGUCGUCCUCGGUGAGAAGGCCAAGGCUCAGCUGUCCCGUACCAACCCCAACGCCAUCGUCCUGAGCUUCGCCAACGUCUGCAAGGACGUCCCCACCUUCGCCGAUGCUCAGGCCAUCGCCGACCAGAUCUCUCUGCUCCCCGAGGACUACGCCAGCGUUAAGAUCGUCUACAACAAGUUCCUGAACGCUCAGAGCUACGAGCCCGCCACCGUUGAGGCUUUCUCCGAGGAGGCCAUCACUCAGUCCCCCAACCUCUCUGCCUACGAGACUGAUGAGGAGACUCUCACCAACCUCCGCGAGUACGCUCUUGCCAACAGCUUGUUCUGGGCUCUUGCCGAGGGUCACGCCUGCGAGAUCUCUGUGAGUCGCUUCUGUUGAACUAUCACGCCAUGAAUCAAUGCUAAUCAGAUACAAGGCCCGUCGCAAUGCCAUGGAGAACGCUUCCAAGAACGCUGGUGAGAUGAUCAACAAGUAAGUUCUGCCGUCCCUCGUCGUGGGAACGACGCUAAUGCAUUGCAGGUUCCAGAUUCUGUACAACCGUCAGCGUCAAGCCGCCAUUACCAACGAGCUGGUCGAGAUUAUCACUGGUGCCACCGCCAGUGCGGACAUG